This is a messenger RNA of Babesia microti strain RI, 891 nucleotides long. RefSeq lists its product as hypothetical. The record is from RefSeq and is a predicted model, not a curated record. The transcript has a single exon. NCBI's taxonomy places the organism in Eukaryota, Apicomplexa, Aconoidasida, Piroplasmida, Babesiidae. Gene Ontology annotation, cellular component: membrane. The coding region runs from base 1 to 891 and encodes 296 amino acids.
AUGUCCUCUUGUGUUCUCCUGCCCGGUUUGUUUGGCAUAUUUAUCCAAAUAUUUUUAGCUUUAAUUUCCAUAACUGUCAUCCUUUUGAAGUACGCCUUUGAGCGGCCCCGUCGCAAGCUAUCUGUGUUCCUCCAAGACCUAAUACAAUUAUUAUGCGGCUCAAGCUGUGUGCACAUGUUAAACAUGGCAGCGUCCAUACUUAUCAACAAAUAUACUCGCUCUUCUGCUCAUCAUGAUGAGUGUAAUUUGUAUUUCAUGGCUACACUAUUCGAUGCCACUGUAGGCAUAUAUUUAGAAUAUAAAAUCGCACGUAUCAUCGCAAUUCGUAAAACUGCCUCAGAAUAUCUAAGGUUAACACGCAAAUCUACCUUCACUCCAAGGUGCUUCGAAAUAGACCACGCAAGAACACUGGCCUCUAACGCCAUCAAACGGAAUUUUCAACUGCUAAAUUUUUGGAAUACGAGUCCUAGUGACUGUGAGUUGGCUAACAAAGAUGUGGGAUUUGAUUCUAAAUACUAUAGGGAUGAUAAUACUAACGAAAGCGAUCCUCUCCUAGGCCCUAAUGUCACUGCCAAUGCCGCAAACAGUCUGUGCAACAUAUUCGAUACCAGUAAAAAUGAGGCUUUCCAAGACGAUCUAUACAGUUGGUUAAUUGUCGUAUCGGUGGCAAAGGCUAUCACACUCAUCAUAAUGAUCAUAUCUUCCAGGACGUUAAACGACGUGGCAGCGUGGAUGCUCAAAUAUUUUGAUAGUUCGGAUAAAUUUAAACUAGUUUUUGUUAUGAUUGGUGCGCCAUUAUUCUUAAACGUGUUACAGUAUUACCUCACGGACUGUAUAUUGAAGGUUAAACACAUAACACCAUCUGACCUAUGCACUAUGGAUAAACUAUAA